GCCGUCCGUUAAUGUAAAUUAUUUGUUCAAGUUUUUUUUGUUUAUUUUGUUAUCGAAAUCUCAACGAAAUGAAAAUGCCCUACCCAUGGGUGGAGGACUUGACGGUGAUCUGUCAAGCGUAUUUCCUAACGCAAUUUUUGAUUAGACAACUAAUAAUAUAAAUAAUAAUUUUUUAUUUUAUUUUUCAUGCCCAGCUGAAUAAUAUAAAUAAUAAUAUAGUAAUAACAUAAUAGUAACAACUCAAUAUUCAAUAAUCACCAUAAUAGCAUUCGUUAUGUUUGAUUACUCUUGACUUAUCACACCGCUGGUUUUAGUCUCGCAUGACCUAACAAAACUAAAUACUGGCGGGGUCGGUAGGGCUCAAGCGAGGUUUAUACUAACCCUAACAUUACUAACAAAACCUCGUGACUGACGUCCACCCAUUGCACUCAUAGAUAUAAAGUAGCAUUACUAACCCUUCUAAUUUCUCUCACAACUACUACUACUACUCAUAUUAUCAUUUUUCUAUAUAUAUACAUGUGUGUGUGUGUGUUUUUUUUUUCUUCACUAAAUAUCAGCUAUUUUAACUGCGCGAAUUUCUUUAUUCCCAUAUGUCAAUCCCAGUUGCAAUCUGCUGACUGUCGGAACGUUUCUUUUUUCUCUUUGAUUCGACCCAUUAUCGCGCAUUUGGCACCUCAAAAAUAGCAUCGUAACUUUUGUUAAUUUCGGUAUACCAAUGCCCCAUGCAUUGAACGUCGACAGCUGUCUGGCAUGUCUUUCUUACUUGCGUCGUGAGUUGCGGGGUCGUUUCUUUAUUCCAGGGGCGGGUGUGCUCUGACCCAGUGGAAUAAAGAAAUUCGUUAUCAGUUGUACGUUUUUCCCUUUUUCUGCUAGAAUGACUCUCUUGCGUCUAUGGGUGGUUAAAGGGUUUAAAAUAUGUUGACAGCGUAAAUGUGGAUGUGUGUAGAAUUGUACUGUUUGGUUUUGUUGUUAAUCCACUCCCUUCUCUCUCUUUUUUUUAUCGUUCUGCGGCUGCGAGAUGAAAAUUGCCGCAGUAGAACAACGAAAAGAACCAGGUACGUGACAUAGGGCAGGAACGCGAACGGUCUUGCAUGGGACAUGUCAAAGAGAGCGAUCGAGGACUGAUGACGGCAUGAAUAAAGGUAGCAGACGUGAGGAGGAACGACCAAGAACACGAGGAAGACUGCCGACAUAAGUACCAACGGUUGGAUGGCUUGGAAAGGUAUAGCCAACACUACUGUGGUAUGUAAGAUAACUUUUAUCUGCACAAAAAGAUGAAGUACCUAACAGCAAUUGUUGUGUUCUCGAGUUUUGUGGCACUCAACGGAUCUUUUGCACAAGAAACAGAAAGUGGGCCAGUAUGGGGCUAUCGUUGCGUGGAUAGUCGCUGUGAGAAGGUGGCUCUGGAUUCAAAUGAUACUGACCGGGAAAAAGCGGUCAGCCUGUCGGUGUGCCGUCUCUAUUGCAAUGAAGUAUUCGGUACCCUGUGGCCACGUCCAACGGGUGACUUCCGGUUGGGCAAUAAUUUGAUUCACAUCAACGUUUACGAUGUUCAAUGGCAAUGGGAUAAAGCAUACGAAUCGUUAAGCCGCAUCUGGGAAUCCAGUGUGCAACGAUUCCGAGGACAGUUAAUGAAAAUGGUUCCAUCUGGAAGUUCUCUGAAGAGCGGCGGUAAGCGUAUGAUUGUGAAAGUUACCGUCAGUGGAGACUCGCUGGUAUUAAACUACGAAACAGACGAAAGCUAUAAGGUGUCGAUUAGUACAGCGGACUCUGGUAACGUGGCGGUGCAUAUUGAUGCAGCUACAUAUUUUGGAGCGAGGCAUGGAUUGGAAACAUUGGCACAAUUAAUUGUAUUCGAUGAUAUUCGUGACGAAUUACAGAUAGUGGCAGACGUGGAAAUUAAAGACUCACCUGCCUACGUUCAUCGAGGUGUUGCAUUGGAUACAUCUAGGAACUAUGUAGAUGUAGGAUCGAUAAAACGAACUUUGGAUGCGUUGGCAAUGGUCAAAAUGAACGUCUUCCAUUGGCACAUAACGGACUCGCAAAGUUUUCCAUUAGUGAUCAAUUCUCAACCGAUGCUUCAUAAGUAUGGUGCCUACUCGCGUAAAGAAAUCUACACUGCCGAAGAUGUUGCAGACAUAGUACAGUACGCUUUGGUCCGUGGCAUACGAGUCAUUCCGGAGCUGGAUGCUCCUGCUCAUGUUGGUGAAGGCUGGGAAAAAACUAACCUCACCAGUUGUUUCAACUAUCAACCGUGGGUUAAAUACUGUGUAGAGCCUCCAUGCGGACAACUCGAUCCUACAAAAGAUCUGGUAUAUGAUGUGUUAGAAGAUAUCUAUCGAGAAAUGAAUGCCAUGUUUAGCCGCUCAGAUUUGUUUCACAUGGGAGGUGAUGAAGUUUCGCUUGGGUGCUGGAACACUAGCGUGGAAAUUCAACAGUGGAUGCAAGCCAAGGGUUGGGACCUAAAUGAAGUAGAUUUUCUUAAACUGUGGAACUAUUUCCAAACCAAUGCGCUCGAAAGGCUAGACAAGUCGCUGGGAGAAAAACGUCCAAUUGUUAUGUGGACCAGUCGACUCACUGAGGAGCCAUAUGUAGAUCAGUAUUUGGAUAAAGAUAGAUACAUUAUUCAAAUCUGGACGACCGGGAACGAUCCCAAACUGGCGAAACUGCUGGAAAAAGGUUUUCGAGUAAUCAUUUCAAAUUAUGAUGCUCUCUAUCUUGACUGUGGUUUUGCUGGUUGGGUUCAGGAUGGUAACAAUUGGUGUUCGCCUUACAUUGGUUGGCAGAAGGUUUACAACAAUGAUCUGAAAGUAAUGGGUGGCGCCUACUCAUCACAAGUUCUAGGAGCCGAAGGAGCUUUGUGGACUGAGCAAGCCGAUCAAUUGACGCUGGAUGCUCGUUUGUGGCCUCGAUUGAGCGCACUUGCCGAACGGCUCUGGACUGAUCCUCGAGGCGGAUGGCAGCUGGCCGAUUCGCGCAUGUUGGUGCAUCGUGAACGCUUAGUCGCCAACGGAAUUGCCGCUGAAAGUUUGCAACCAAAAUGGUGUUUGCAGAACGAAGCAAACUGUCCAAUGGAUCAAGGCAGAUAUUAGUAAACUGUUUACCGCUUUGCGCAACUGUGAUUGUGACCACGGAAGACAUCUCACUUUUAAAGCAAUAACAUGUACUUGAUACCAGAUUUUAAAACUGUUAAAUGCAUAAUUUGCCAAGAAUCCUAAGUAUUCCUAAGCGCUAGUAGGUGCUGUCAACAAAUUUAACAAACUAGAAUUAGGGAACAAAAUUUGAAAAAAAUAUUCGCAGCUUAGCAAAUUUUCGUAAAUUGAUAUUUUUCAUGUA
Messenger RNA from Wyeomyia smithii (pitcher-plant mosquito), 3336 nucleotides. It is a transcript of the gene Hexo1, whose product is annotated as chitooligosaccharidolytic beta-N-acetylglucosaminidase. Gene Ontology annotation, biological process: carbohydrate metabolic process; ganglioside catabolic process; glycosaminoglycan metabolic process. Gene Ontology annotation, molecular function: beta-N-acetylhexosaminidase activity. The coding region runs from base 1275 to 3092 and encodes 605 amino acids. The transcript is spliced from 3 exons. Gene Ontology annotation, cellular component: membrane. The record is from RefSeq and is a predicted model, not a curated record. Lineage: Eukaryota; Metazoa; Arthropoda; Insecta; Diptera; Culicidae.